This is a messenger RNA of Aspergillus heteromorphus CBS 117.55, 1579 nucleotides long. Its product is annotated as 3-ketoacyl-coA thiolase peroxisomal A precursor. Gene Ontology annotation, molecular function: acetyl-CoA C-acyltransferase activity. Gene Ontology annotation, biological process: fatty acid beta-oxidation; phenylacetate catabolic process. Gene Ontology annotation, cellular component: peroxisome. NCBI's taxonomy places the organism in Eukaryota, Fungi, Ascomycota, Eurotiomycetes, Eurotiales, Aspergillaceae. The record is from RefSeq and is a predicted model, not a curated record. The coding region runs from base 147 to 1406 and encodes 419 amino acids. The transcript has 3 exons.
CGGAUUCUUAUAAGACAGGAAAGCUGCCGGGCGUUUCCUCUUUCAUCCGUCGACUGAUCUUGAACCUUCACUCUACUUGAGGCCUUUCUAAUUCCUCACUUCCCUUUUACUCCCCUCUCUCAUAUCGAACAUCUAUUGACGUCAUCAUGUCUUCUGCCCAGCAGCGUCUCACCCAGGUGGCCUCCCACUUCGGCACCAGGGGCAAGACCGGCGUCGCCGCCAUCACCGAGAAGAACCCCGAUGAUAUCGUUGUGACCUGCGCUCUGCGGACGGCCCUGACAAAAGGUGGAAAGGGUGGCUUUAAGGACACCGCCGCCGCCGAUCUGCUGGCGGGCGUGUUCAAGGGCGUCAUCGACCGCAGCGGCAUCGACCCCAGUCUGGUCGAGGAUAUCUCUGUCGGCUCCGUCCUUCCCCCCGGUGGCGGUGCCACCGAGUUCCGUGCUGCUGCUCUGGUGGCCGGGUUUCCUGAGAGCGCUGCCGUCAAGGCGCUGAACCGCCAGUGCUCCAGUGGCCUUCAGGCCAUCGUGGACAUCGCCAAUGCCCUCAAGUCUGGAAUGAUCGAUGUCGGCAUUGGUGCUGGUGUGGAGAGCAUGUCGUCUCAGUACGGCCCCGGCGCAGUGACCGAAUUCUCCGAGCUCCUCGAGAACCACCCCGAGUCGGCCAACUGCAAGGUCCCCAUGGGUGUGUUAUCGGAGCAGAUGGCCAAGGACCGCAACAUCAGCCGUGCGGCCCAAGAUGCAUUCGCCGCCUCAUCCUACCAGAAGGCUGUCAACGCCCAGAAAGCCGGUCUUUUCAACGAAGAGAUCAUCCCCCUCCAGGUCAAGUGGACCGACCCCAAGUCCGGCGAGGAGAAGACCAUCACCGUCAAGGCCGAUGAUGGUAUUCGCCCCGGUAUAACCGCCGAGUCUCUGGGCAAGAUCCGCCCUGCGUUCGCCAAGGACGGCUCCAUCCACGCCGGCAACGCCUCGCAGAUCUCCGACGGUGCCGCCGCCGUCCUGCUCAUGAAGCGCUCCACCGCCGAGCGCCUCGGACAGAAGAUCAUCGGCAAGUACGUCUCCGCCAGCAUCGUCGGCGUCAAGCCGCUGCUCAUGGGCAUCGGCCCGUGGAAGGCCAUCCCCGUCGCGCUGGAGAAGGCUGGCAUUACCAAAGACGAUGUCGACAUCUACGAGAUCAACGAAGCCUUCGCCUCGCAAUGCGUCUGGUGUGUCAACGAGCUGGGAAUUCCCCAGGAGAAGGUCAACCCCAAGGGUGGCGCCAUCGCCUUCGGACAUCCCCUGGGCUGCACCGGGUCCCGACAGAUCAGCACGCUCCUGACGGAGCUGCACCGCACCAACAAGAAGAUCGGCGUCAGCAGCAUGUGCGUUGGGACUGGAAUGGGCAUGGCCGCCGUGUGGGUGGCCGAGUAAAAAAAAGCCGAAGAAGAAAGAAAUGGGAACAUGAGCUGGAUUCAUAGAUCUCCCUGGUUAUUUCAUCAUUCUGUAUAGCGAUUCGAUUUUAUUCCUUUUCCUUCCCUAUCCCGCAGACAAACCAGUUACUAGUUAGUUAAGUGUAUACCACCAAGAAUGACACAUACCCUCAC